Messenger RNA from Tachysurus vachellii, 1508 nucleotides. RefSeq names its product coactosin-like F-actin binding protein 1 (gene cotl1). Gene Ontology annotation, cellular component: cortical actin cytoskeleton; actin filament; plasma membrane. NCBI's taxonomy places the organism in Eukaryota, Metazoa, Chordata, Actinopteri, Siluriformes, Bagridae. The coding region runs from base 257 to 685 and encodes 142 amino acids. The record is from RefSeq and is a predicted model, not a curated record. Gene Ontology annotation, biological process: regulation of actin filament polymerization. The transcript has 4 exons. Gene Ontology annotation, molecular function: actin filament binding.
UUCGACACCAGCAUGACUGACAAAGAUCACCAACGCCCAGGAAGAGCCAGUAGGAAAUGAGUGGUGUAGAGAGAGGAGUGUGCUGCUGAGAUAGAGGAGAAUCCCCAUAGCGCAACACUGCCAGCAUCGUCUCUCCUGUCCUGUCUCCCCUCCUGACGCAUCAACCUGUCCUGGAUUUUACCCAGCCGUUCCCUCAAGACUUUCCUUCUAUUAUAGCUUGUUUUUUUCCUUCCUUACUUUUUUUAAAAGCAAGAAAAUGGCAACACGGAUCGACAAAGAUGCUUGCAGGGACGCGUACAACCUGGUCCGGGAUGAUAACACAGAUAUAAGCUGGGCAGCCUUUAAGUAUGAUGGGGCAACAAUUGUGCCAGCAGGACAUGGGACGGAUUAUGAAGAAUUCAAAAGCCAAUGUACAGACGACUCCCGUCUGUUUGGUUUUGUGAGGAUCACAACAGGAGAUGCCAUGAGCAAACGGGCUAAAUUCACCCUCAUCACCUGGAUCGGGGAGAAUGUGAGUGGACUUCAGAGGGCUAAGAUCAGCACGGACAAAACGCUGGUGAAAGACGUCUGUCAGAAUUUUGCUAAAGAGUUCAUGGUGAGCGAUAUUCGGGAGCUGGAAGAAGACUACAUCCGAAACGAGCUGAAGAAGGCUGGUGGUGCCAACUAUGAUGCUCAGGCAGAAUAGAUUCUAGCAGAUAGGAAUGGGAUGGGGGGAUGUCAUCAAAACUGGGUGAAAGAGUAGGGUAAACUUUUCAUCUCACACCCUCCUUAAACACCUACUCACACACACACACACACAUACACACGCACACACACACACACACACACGCAAGCGCACGAGCACACGUUUCUGUCCUUCUUCCAAUGUGGUCAUGAUUGGUUUAUCUGCUGUACUGUGCAUCAUCUCACACUCAUCUUGAGUGCAGACCUUGUUUUUUGUGUUUAGUAUAACAUCUAUAACUGGAGUUUGAGUCAAAGAGGAUCUUUUUGUUCUUGAUUGGACCUGACAAAGUAACAUUCUUGAACAAUGAAGUUUCAUUCAACUCCUGGGUUUCUUCCACAUUGUUUUUGUCAUUGUUAUUCCAUAUCUAAAUACAGACCACUGUGUUUACGGCCUUAAUCUCCCAUGGAGAGAGGUGCAUCACUUGAUGUAUGCGUUUGUCUAAACGUGUACGAGUCUGUAUGUUUGCAGACGCUGCACUGUGACUCACUCUGCUCCAGGUGAUUUUUGGGAUUUCAGACACCUUAUUUACCUGCUAGCAGAUUCAAUGUGCAGGCUGUGGUGUUGUUGCUCAGCCUGACUGUGGAGCAGUAAUUUCUCUGGUGUAGCCUUUCUUUUAGUCAUUUAAAUUGAAAUUAAUUCAGUUUUUCUUAAUUUGUAGUCAUUCAAAAUAUUAUGCAGCAAUUUUUUGUUUCAAACUGGAAGAUGUCAACAAAGAAAGAAAACAUGUCAUGUGCACAAACUCUAUGAAUCAUUUCAAAAUAAAAGAUUUUUUUUUUUUCAAAAA